GCUUCCGUCAUCAGUUUCUAUUGCACAAGGCUCUUAAAACAAUUAGAAAAUAUCAAUUUACAUUUUUCAAAAGAAAAACACAACAACAAACAAUGAAAUUCAAUACAAUUUUUAUUUUUGUUGCCCUAAUUGUGGCUGCUUUCGUUGGCCAAAGUGAGGCUGGCUGGCUGAAGAAAGUCGGCAAGAAAAUUGAACGUGUUGGUCAACAUACUCGUGAUGCCACCAUUCAAGGCCUUGGUGUCGCUCAACAGGCUGCAAAUGUAGUUGCAACAGUCAAAGGAAAAUAAUCCCGCUAAUUUAAAUAUUAAAUUAAUAAAGUAGAUCCCAGUUCCAGGAUGAAUAAUUAACUUUUGUACUGUCAACUCUUGUACGCUCUUCGUACAUCCCCUAAAAAGAUUAAACUUUUGAAUAAUAACUUUUAUAAAAUGUAAAAAUAA
Messenger RNA from Musca domestica (house fly), 437 nucleotides. Its product is annotated as cecropin-A2-like. Gene Ontology annotation, biological process: defense response to Gram-positive bacterium; defense response to Gram-negative bacterium; antibacterial humoral response. Lineage: Eukaryota; Metazoa; Arthropoda; Insecta; Diptera; Muscidae. The record is from RefSeq and is a predicted model, not a curated record. The coding region runs from base 93 to 287 and encodes 64 amino acids. Gene Ontology annotation, cellular component: extracellular region. The transcript has 2 exons.